This is a messenger RNA of Penicillium samsonianum, 507 nucleotides long. Its product is annotated as peroxiredoxin family protein. Gene Ontology annotation, cellular component: cytoplasm; mitochondrion; peroxisome. Lineage: Eukaryota; Fungi; Ascomycota; Eurotiomycetes; Eurotiales; Aspergillaceae. The transcript is spliced from 5 exons. Gene Ontology annotation, molecular function: thioredoxin peroxidase activity. Gene Ontology annotation, biological process: cellular response to oxidative stress; cell redox homeostasis; hydrogen peroxide catabolic process. The record is from RefSeq and is a predicted model, not a curated record. Bases 1 to 507 code for a protein of 168 amino acids.
AUGACUACACUCAAGUCUGGCGACUCGUUCCCUAACGACGUCAUCUUCAAGUACAUUCCAUGGAGCGAGGAGAGUGAUGAAAUUACCUCCUGCGGCAUUCCCAUCAACUACAAUGCCUCGCAGGAGUGGGCCAACAAGAAGGUCGUCUUGUUCUCAGUUCCCGGUGCCUUCACCCCAACUUGUUCCGUCAACCACGUGCCAGGAUAUAUCCAGAACCUGCCCAACCUCCGUAAGAAGGGGGUUGACAUUGUCGCGGUCGUUGCUUUCAACGAUCCGUUCGUGAUGAGUGCCUGGGGCAAGGCCAAUGGAGUUCGGGAUGAUAUUCUUUUCCUCUCGGAUCCCGAUGCCAAAUUUUCCAAGAGCAUUGGUUGGGCCGAUGAGGCGUCGGGCCGUACAGGCCGGUAUGCGAUCGUUAUCGAUCACGGUAAGGUCGGCUAUGCCCAAAUCGAGACCGAAAGGGGUGUUGUCAAGAAAUCUGGCGCCGAUGCCGUUCUUGCUUCCCUUUAA